Messenger RNA from Anarrhichthys ocellatus (wolf-eel), 1607 nucleotides. It is a transcript of the gene tmem35, whose product is annotated as transmembrane protein 35. Gene Ontology annotation, molecular function: acetylcholine receptor regulator activity. Gene Ontology annotation, cellular component: endoplasmic reticulum. NCBI's taxonomy places the organism in Eukaryota, Metazoa, Chordata, Actinopteri, Perciformes, Anarhichadidae. Bases 63 to 548 code for a protein of 161 amino acids. The record is from RefSeq and is a predicted model, not a curated record. The transcript is spliced from 2 exons. Gene Ontology annotation, biological process: chaperone-mediated protein complex assembly; positive regulation of protein localization to cell surface.
ACCGUCCGACUUUCAUUCACUUCGGUGGGAAGCGCCUGCUGCACACGCACGGUGGCGAAAAGAUGGCCUCACCAAGGACAAUUACUAUCGUGGCCCUUUCUUUUGCUUUGGGUCUGUUCUUCGUGUUUAUGGGAACCAUUAAGCUCACUCCGAGACUAAGCAAAGAUGCAUACAGUGAAAUGAAAAGGGCAUACAAGAGCUAUGCCAAGGCGUUGCCAGGCCUGAAAAAGAUUGGUAUCAGCUCAGUCCUGCUUCGCAAGAUCAUCGGCUCUCUGGAGGUGGGCUGCGGUGUGGUGCUCACCCUGGUGCCGGGCCGGCCCAAGGAUGUGGCCAACUUCUUGCUGCUGCUGGUCAUGCUGGCUGUCCUGUUCUUCCACCAGCUUGUAGGAGACCCCCUGAAACGGUACGCCCACGCUCUAGUCUUUGGUAUUCUGCUCACCUGCCGCCUGCUUAUUGCCCGCCAGAGUGACGACCGGCCGGAGCGAGAGGACAGCAGAGAGGAACAGCACGUUAAUGACCAGGAAAAGAACAAGGUCAAGCAGUCCUAAGAUCCUCUUCUACUUUGGUCCAAGCCACAACAAAGGGAACCUGGUGCGCCCCUAUGGAUUGUAGUAAAUCAAAUUUUGAAGGAAUCAGUCACAUCCAGUAAAAACCCCCCCCCCCCCCCCCCACACACCCAUCUCCUGUCCCAUCCAGCUAGCUGACUGAUUACGCUCACCUCCUCUUCUGCACUCUUACUGUGAAAUGAGAACUCCCGAUCCAUAACCGUGGACAAUUAUACCUGUGGAAACUCCCAUGAGCUCGACUCAUUGUCUAAAUAGUGAAUCCAUGUUCCCUAUUUAUUCUAGUCCUACACUGUGCUAAAUGUGUUUUGUUUGUAAUUAAGUACGAAUUUCAUUUAUGCUACGAGUUGAUUUGAGGAUGCUGUUUUUCAUGAAAGAAUCUUUCUAGCUUGUUUUUUCUAAUUUGUUUUUAUACUGUAAGAUUUAGGAAUUUCAAUAGUUCAAGCAUGCUCCAUUCGGUCAAGGGUAUGGAAAAUGAACACUUUUAAAACAAUUUUGUACUAAUAAUACAUCAGCUAGUAUUACAUAUCCACAUCUUAUUUUGGUGCAGUGUUACCAGAAGGUUAAUAGAAAGAAAAAAAUAUGAAUCCUCGUUCCUUUUUCAUCUCAGUAGGCCUACAUUUUUGUAGCAGUGCGCAUGAAAUACUUUCUCCCAAAGUAAAUAAGCUGCAUUCCUCUUUCUCCUUUCAGUUCAGUUGUCACAGUGGAGUUGUUUAGCUGGGAUGUACAGCAGCUGCUGCCUCAGGUGUCUGCUGCAAGCUUGUACAGCAGAACGACCAAAUCAAAAAAAUGUCCUUUGGCCUGUUAAAAAUUGAAUUUUACCUUUUUGUAAUUCACAGUUGAAGUCUUAAACGUAUUCACUGUCUCUUAAAGAUUCUGCUGAUCAGUUUGGUUUUACUUCUCUCUGAAGAUAUUAAAACAUAUUCCUGUUACAGUUCUGCUUAGGGGAUGAUUUCUCAAUUACAAAUCCUGUCAGUUAGUUUUAAGGUUCACAAUAUUUCUGUAAACGAUAUACUUAAAAUAAAGAAUUGGAGGUGAAACUGA